CUAUGACGCAACCCCGGUUCCGGAAACCGCCAUCUGCAAAGAACUAGGAGAAAGAAAGGCGAAGAAGAAGAGUUAGGCUUGGACUGGAGUCGGAUCUCUUAGGCGAGGGCGAAAUAGAUCGCAUUGGAUAGCAUCCCACUGUGGAGAAAGGAACAAGAAGAACGUUUGAAACGACAGAAAGGAUUGGUGCUCGUAAUUAGUCAUGAUACAUAGAUGGCGAAAGAGGGAGAACUGAAGGAGGAAAUGUUUGAAUAUUGAAAGGGUUUUAACAGAUCUCGACGUCGGCGGCGUCGAUGGCGUCAGAUCACGCAUCGGAGAACGGCGUGGAUGGUGACGACGAGAGGGAGGAGGAUGAUGAUGAGGAGGAGGUAGAGGAGGAGGCGGUGGAGGAAGAGGAGGAGCCGCGGCUUAAGUACCAGAGGAUGGGCGGGAGCUUGUCAUCCCUUCUUUCAACCGAUGCAGCGGCGUCUAUUGCCAUCGCUGAGCGGAUGAUCGCCCUCGGAACACAUGAUGGUACCGUCCAUAUACUUGACUUCCAGGGAAAUCAGGUCAAAGAAUUCUCUUCUCAUAGUGCUACUGUCAAUGACAUUUGCUUUGAUGCAGAAGGUGAGUAUGUCAGUAGCUGCUCAGAUGAUGGAUCUGUGGUUAUAAACAGCCUCUUUACUGAUGAAAGAAUGAAAUUUGAGUAUCAUCGUCCAAUGAAAAGCAUAGCUCUGGAUCCAGAUUAUUCUCGAAAAUCCACUCGUAGAUUUGUUGCUGGAGGUUUAGCCGGCCAGCUGUUCUUGAACUCAAAGACCUGGCUAGGUUACAAUAAACAGGUUUUGCAUGAUGGUGAGGGUCCAAUACAUGCUGUUAAGUGGAGAACCUGUCUGAUUGCUUGGGCCAAUGACGCAGGGGUGAAAGUUUAUGACAUGGUCAAUAAUGUACGUGUCACUUUUAUUGAAAGGCCACGUGGAAGUCCACGUCCUGAGCUUUUGCUUCCUCAUUUGGUCUGGCAGGAUGACACUUUAUUAGUAAUUGGAUGGGGCACAAGUGUAAAGGUUGCUGCAAUAAGAACUAACUCGCUGGGUGUUAAUGGAAUACAAAAAAGUAUUCCGACAUCAAGUGCAAAGUAUGUUGAUAUUGUGGCUUCUUUUCAAACCACCUAUUACAUAUCUGGUAUAGCUCCGUUUGGUGAUGCUCUAGUUGUACUGGCCUACAUUCCCGAGAAGGUGAAUGGGGAAAAAGAUUUCAGUAGCACUAUGCCCUCACGCCAGGGAACUGCACAAAGGCCAGAAGUACGGAUUGUGACAUGGAAAAAUGAAGAACUUACAACUGAUGCUCUCCCUGUGCACGGUUUUGAGCAUUACAAAGCUAAGGAUUAUGCGCUAGCUCAUGCUCCAUUCACAGGAAGCAGUUAUGCUGGUGGUCAGUGGGCUGCUGGUGAUGAACCAUUGUAUUAUAUUGUUUCUCCUAAAGAUGUUGUUAUUGCAAGGCCUAGAGAUGCUGAAGAUCAUAUCGCUUGGCUCCUUCAACAUGGUUUUCAUGAGAAGGCUUUGGCCGCAGUUGAAGCAGGGCAAGGAAGAAAUGAGCUUCUUGAUGAGGUGGGAUCCAGAUAUCUUGAUCAUUUGAUUGUCGAAAGAAAAUAUGCAGAAGCAGCAUGUUUGUGUCCUAAAUUACUUCGUGGUUCUGCUUCAGCAUGGGAGAGAUGGGUUUUUCACUUUGCACACCUGCGGCAGCUUCCUGUUUUGGUUACUUACAUGCCUACAGAAAAUCCGCGAUUGAGUGAUACUGCUUAUGAGGUAGCACUUGUUGCAUUAGCAACUAAUCCGGCUUUCCACAAUGUCUUACUAUCUACUGUUCGGUCAUGGCCGCCAACCAUAUAUUCCUCCUUGCCAGUUAUUUCUGCAAUUGAACCUCAGAUUAGUACUUCCUCUAUGACUGACUUACUGAAAGAGGCAUUAGCUGAAUUAUAUGUUAUUAACAAUCAGUAUGAGAAGGCCCUUGCAUUAUAUGCUGAUUUAAUGAAAUCGGAGAUAUUUGAUUUCAUUGAGAAAAAUAAUCUACAUGAUGCAAUUCAUGAAAAGGUUGUGCAACUGAUGAUGCUUGACAGCAAAAAAGCAGUUCCUUUACUGAUCCAUCAUCGUGAUAACAUUCCUCCUUCUGAAGUAGUUGAACAAUUGCUGAGUGCUCAUAAAAAUUGCAAUGCUAAAUAUUUUUUACAUUUAUACCUUCAUUCAUUGUUUGAAGUUGAUGUUAAUGCAGGAAAAGAGUACCAUGAUUUGCAGGUAGAGCUUUAUGCUGACUAUGAGCCACGAAUGCUACUGACAUUUCUUCGUUUAAGUCAGCAUUACAAAUUAGACAAGGCAUAUGAUGUAUGUGUCAGAAAAGGUUUGCUGAGAGAACAAGUCUUUAUAUUAGGAAGGAUGGGCAAUGCUAAAAGGGCUCUUGCCGUUAUGAUAGAUAAAUUGGAAGACAUAGAGGAGGCUGUGGAGUUUGUAUCUAUGCAGCAAGAUGAUGAAUUGUGGCAGGAACUAAUCAAACAAUGUCUACGCAAACCUGAAAUGGUUGGAAUGUUAUUAGAACAUACAGUUGGUAAUCUGGAUCCGCUUUAUAUUGUGACCAUGGUGCCUGAUGGACUAAAAGUACCUCGGUUGAGAGAUCGCUUGGUGAAAAUCAUCACGGAUUACCGAACAGAAACCUCUCUAAGGAAGGGAUGCAAUGAAAUUCUCAAGACUGAUUGUGUUAACCUUCUGAUAAAGUACUACAAAGAGGCUCAGCGUGCAGUAUGCAUGGGAAGCACAGAAGAGGAAAAACAUUCCAAGGCGGCGGAGAGCUCAUCAACCCUGGAGAGCCAACGAGGAUCAUCAAAUGCUGGAUCCAUUGAAUUGAAGUCAAGAAUAAGGGGAAGCGGAAGGUGUUGUUUGUGUUUUGAUCCUUUCUCAAUCCAAAACGUCUCUGUCGUUGUGUUCUUCUGUUGCCAUGCAUAUCAUGCCACCUGCCUCGCUGGUAGCUCAGAUUCGUUUAAUAUGGGAACUUAUGUUACUAAUAGUGAUGACAAGGAUGAUGAUGAUGAGGAUGCUCCCGCUGGGGGAUCACAGGUUCGGUGUGUCUUGUGCACAACAGCUGCCGGCUGAGUGACUGUUUCUCUCUAGUGUUUUGAUGAGUGUUUCUCUCUUUUGUGCAAUUCUUCUUCAUUCAGGCGGUUUAUUUAAGUAGUUUGUGCAACAUUUUUCACUGAGAUCACAAUAGAGAAAAAAGAAUUUACUAACUGUGAAUCUCUUUGGCCCAAUAUGUGGAACGAGGGCCGCCCUGUGAUUGCUUAUCGUGAUUAGUUGAUUCCUUGCUUGCAAUCCAAGCUGAAAACUCUCUUUGAAA
This is a messenger RNA of Dendrobium catenatum, 3357 nucleotides long. RefSeq names its product vacuolar protein sorting-associated protein 41 homolog. Gene Ontology annotation, biological process: vesicle-mediated transport; macroautophagy; protein targeting to vacuole. Gene Ontology annotation, molecular function: protein binding. Gene Ontology annotation, cellular component: late endosome; HOPS complex. The record is from RefSeq and is a predicted model, not a curated record. NCBI's taxonomy places the organism in Eukaryota, Viridiplantae, Streptophyta, Magnoliopsida, Asparagales, Orchidaceae. The transcript is spliced from 19 exons. The coding region runs from base 294 to 3116 and encodes 940 amino acids.